AUGGAUAAAUCGAAAGAGAACUGGGCCUCGAACGACAUCGUUUUGCAGAUGGGAAUGGUCGUGGUCAUGUUCCUCUUCUACCUCUUCAUGCACAACGUCCCCAAGAAGCUCUGGUCUGACCUCCGUCUCCGCAACCGGGCCGACAUCCAAGCCAAGCGCCACUUCGUCCAAGGGGCCCAACUCCUCGCCCGAGCCCGCGCCUCCAAAUCCAAGGCCCUCGCCAAAGAAGCCCAGGCCCAGGCCCAACGCGCCAUAGCCCUCGACCCCCGCGACGCCGCCCCUCACCUCCUCAAAGCCCUCGCCCUCGAUUUCCUCGGUCUCCGCUCCGCCGCCCUCGAUUCCCUCGACGACGCCCUCUCCCCCCUCGCCGCCACCUCCCUCUCCCACUCCGAGCGCGCCGACGCGCUCCUCAAACGCGCCGAACUCAGACUCGCCUCAACUCAGCGCGCCCGCGUCGACUCGGCCCUCGCGGAUCUCUCCGAGUCCGUGAAACUCAACCCUAACAACGCCAAGGCUUUCUUCGCCCUCGGAGACUGCUUCGAGCGGAAGAAGAUUAACGACGACGCCGUUAAGGCCUACCAGCAUGCUCUCGAAUUGGAACCCCAAUUGCUCGUCGCUCAACAAGCCCUACACAGGUUGGAUUCUUCGCCCAAAACCAAUUGA
This is a messenger RNA of Vigna unguiculata (cowpea), 663 nucleotides long. RefSeq lists its product as uncharacterized. Lineage: Eukaryota; Viridiplantae; Streptophyta; Magnoliopsida; Fabales; Fabaceae. Gene Ontology annotation, molecular function: protein binding. The record is from RefSeq and is a predicted model, not a curated record.